AUGAGUGGUGUUCAAAACCAGUGGAAUUAACUCUGCCGGCUGUAAAACCUUCAGGUGCAUCAUGUGGGCACGGGUGGGUCUCGUGGGUUCAGUGGCCCUCGGGUCAGUGUUCUGGUUUCAAAAGAAUAAAACUGAAGCCUCUCCAUAUGAGCUCAAAUUAAUUCAGGUUUUAUUCCGACAUGGAGCGAGGACGCCACUGAAAUCCAUACCAGAUGUUUUGGAGGCACAAUGGUCCCCUGAGCUACUUGAAGCGCCUGCGCACACAAAAAUAGACUAUAUGGUUACAGACCUGGAGGGCGGGCCCAGACCACCAGCUCCUGUGGAGGACAGCUACAGAGCCAAAAUAUUGACAGGUGGAACUUAUCCAGGUCAGCUGACCACAAUAGGCAUGCAGCAGCUGUAUGAUCUGGGAGUGAGGUUACGAAAGAAAUACAUCCAGGAGGAGCCCUUUCUUACGCCUACUUUCAACCCUAAAGAAGUAUACAUUCGCUCUACCAACAUUGUACGCACCAUUGAGUCAGCUAAGUGUUUGGUGGCUGGAUUGUUUCAACAGGAGCAGGCAGGUGUUGUGUCCAUCCUCACCGAUAAGGCUGAGAAGGAAGUCCUCUAUCCCAACUAUCAUGGAUGCAAGCUGCUCAAGAUGCUCAUCGGCAAUCGUUGGGCAGAAUCAUCCACACUUCCUGACAUUGCUGCAGACCUGCAGAACAUCCAGGACGAUUUGGGUGUGGAUGCUCAACAGCGUCUCGACUUCAUCCUCAUCCGAGAUGACAUGGUGGCCAGAGAGACCCAUGGCCUGCCACUUCCUACAGUUCUGGAGCAGUGGAGAAGUACCAUAGAGCAGAGAGCAGUCGAUAUGAUAUACCACAUCUAUGAGCCCAGUAAAAGGCAGAAUUUGCAGAUGUGCGUGGGUCCACUAUUGAACAUGCUCGUAACCAACAUGGAGGACAAAAUACAAAGCUCCCCCUCUAAACAAGACAGAAAGCUGUUCCUGUACUCUGUGCACGACACCACUCUGAUGCCAUGUCUGAUGGCUUUGGGGGUUUUUGACAUGAAGUGGCCACCGUAUGCAGCUGACAUCACACUGGAGCUUUACCAGCACCGGCAAACUAACCAGCACUAUGUAAAAGUCUCUUACAUUGACCAGGACCAAAAAAUCCCAGGCUGCAGUAACAUCUACUGCCCAAUAGAUGAGUUUAAGGCGGCAAUGGCUGUUCAUUCUCUACCUGACGACCGUUACUAUGCGCUCUGUGAAAGUGCAGAUGACAAGCGCAAACUCUGAUCUUCCAACAGCUCUCAACUCCCAGAAAACCAAGAUUUUUUGGAUUUGUCUGGGCUAAAAAACCUGGAGCUUUGGUCUCUUUUACAUGGACUCAAAUGUUUAUAUUCACAUAGACCAGUAUUAUGGAUGAUGAAUGAAUGAAACAAACAGGAAAAUGAUGUUUAUCACAGGUUGAUGACAUUGACACGUCAUAAUAUUGAGCAUACAUUUUAUGAGCCAAAAUAUUAAUAGUGUGUGUGAAUUUAUUCAAAAGGGAGGUAGUUUGUAACAUUUUUAUUAGGUGCCUUCAUUUUUUUCAGUGUCAGUCAUCUGAAACUGCUCCAGAAUUUUGCUGCAAACUCAUUUUUAAUAAUGACAUUUGAUGUUUAAGCAUCUGAUUAAGCGCUGAUAAUGGUAAUAUGCAAGUUAAACUGGUGAACACUUUCUUACAUGUUCACUACCACUAUGCAUAUUAAAUUAUACACAAUUAAAAAGAAAUGUUUUAAACGUUA
Messenger RNA from Danio rerio (zebrafish), 1770 nucleotides. RefSeq names its product acid phosphatase 6, lysophosphatidic (gene acp6). NCBI's taxonomy places the organism in Eukaryota, Metazoa, Chordata, Actinopteri, Cypriniformes, Danionidae. The record is from RefSeq and is marked provisional.